Molecule: messenger RNA, 827 nt
Organism: Phytophthora nicotianae INRA-310
Lineage: Eukaryota; Oomycota; Peronosporomycetes; Peronosporales; Peronosporaceae
Exons: 2
Coding region: 36-827 (263 amino acids)
Cellular component (GO): nucleus; cytoplasm
Source: RefSeq, a predicted model, not a curated record
UACCCGUCCAAGUCCCGUUUUCGCGACUGGUGCAGAUGGAGGCUUCAAGUAGCGUUGCAGCGGCGCAACGCACGCUCCGCUUCGUGUGUGGAGUCGAGUCACAAGCGUCUUGUCAAGGCGUGGCGACAGAUGUAGAGCCGACGCUGAAGCGGCAGCGUGUUGUUGAUCCUUCGAUUGUCGAAGUACGUCUAGUCGAGUUUAUUCGCGACCUUGACGAGGCGAACGAAGACAACGACAAGCAUUACGGCUUGUUUGUAUGGCCGUCGGCGCUGUUGCUAUCCCGGUUCAUUACCCACGAAGCAAGUUGGCUUUGUCGCGACAAAGUCGUCCUGGAAUUGGGUUGCGGAACAGGACUCCCGUCGAUUACCUCUGCGUUAUGUGAAGCUGCAAAGGUUUACCUUACAGAUCGACCUGAUGCUGGCGACAUCCAGCGUAACGCAGAGGCUAAUAUCACGCUGAAUGGGCUUGAUGGUCGUGCGGAAUUCAUACCGCUAUCUUGGGGAGAUAUGUACGUAUCGGACGAGAUCGUUUCCAUCUUCCAAGCUGUCGAUGUCGUCCUAGCUGCUGACUGUUUUUAUCAAUCUGAAGAUUUUGAGAAAGUGGUCGCGACUGUCGCCCUCAUUUUGCGAUGCAGUAACUCACCCUCCUGCAAGUUCUACUUCACCUACCAAUUACGCAGUAUCAAUCGAUCGAUCGCUCCUUUACUCUCUCGCUGGGGUUUGACUGCCCGGUCAAUUGAAAAAAGCUCGUAUAUCAACGACGCACACGAGAUGGAAAUCCAAGAUUUUGAUAGUAUCUACCUCUACGAGAUGAAACGUUCAGCCUAA